Dentiscutata erythropus is the source of this 528-nucleotide messenger RNA. Lineage: Eukaryota; Fungi; Glomeromycota; Glomeromycetes; Diversisporales; Gigasporaceae. The record is from the annotation of a GenBank genome assembly.
AUGAACGAUAAAACAGAAAAAGAAGUGGCGAGAGAAAUCCACUCUACAUUAUAUUCAAAGAAAAAAAAUGCACAAAAACAUGUAAUCGAGAGAUAUUUCGAUGUUAAUGCUGUUUUCGAAGAUCCUAUCGUCAGCAUCCAAGGUCACGACAAAAUAAUCCGCCAAUUCAUUCUUCUGUCUACGAUGUUUUUAAAUAUAACACCCGAAAUUCAUACUAUCACUGAUACAGAAGUAGCAGGAAACCAUCAUAUAGUUAGUAUCGACGCAUUUAUCAAAUAUAGGUUACCUUUAAAACUACUACUUAUUCGUAAUGAAAUAGAAUUACGUACAAUUACACGAUUUGAAUUUAAUGAGCAACAAAAAAUUGUUAAACAUGAAGAUAUUUGGAGUUUAAAAGAUUUAUUAGAAAAUUUACCAAUUAUUGGAUGUGUUUAUUCUGGAAUCGGGAGGAGAUUUACUGGCAUUGUUACAAACCAACUAGUGAUUUUGGUACAAGAAACUAUUAAGGUUUGGAAGCAUGAAUCAUAA